CUCUAUGUCUUCUUAUCAAAUUGUCAAUUAUAAUGAUGAAAUUUUAGAUUAAAUAUUUUUAAUUUUUCACGAUAAAUAGGAAAGUUUUAGCUUCAAUUUUAUAACUGGGAUCCAUUCAAAUAAUAGGUCGUUCGAGCACGGAUAGUGAAUUAUGGCAAAACAAAGUCCCGUAGAACUCACAAAAUGGGGGUUCACAUUUGGAAAACCGGAUAUGGAACGAAUUGGGCUGUUCGCAGAAAUGCCCUAUAUGAAUGGCAAAGGAUACGUUUCGCCAUUUGCUACUGCAAAGACAAAGAAUAUGAAGAGUUUGAUAUGUCCUGGGCACAAAAUUCUUGCUGGAACACAAGAUGGGCUUUUCGAAAGCCAAUUCAAGCGUAUUUUUGAAAAAGAGGUUAUUGUUAGAGGAAAGAAGGCCCCAAAAGGAAAAAACAUAUCUGAGAGACCAUUCAUCUCAUGCUGUGGUUCAAAACUUCAUGCCACCCCUGGAGAUUACUUUGGUUGCUUCAGUGGAAACAUUUCAGCAUUCAGUCCAAAAAAACGACCAGAGCCAAAAAAACCACCUGAAAAGCUACCUUUCCUGACGAAUCCUGGAAAAAAAGGAGGACCAGGUUAUAUCGACACAACAAUUGGAAAAUACCCCACUUAUAUGUGGUCAAGAUAUGCACAGAAACCCAAGUACAAACAAUAUGGGAAAAACUUAGCUGGUCCCAUGAGAACAAUGAUUUAUCCACAACCGUUUUUCGGUCCAGAUCCUUAUCCCGAUCCACCAAACGUGAAAAAGGGUAGGGUUUAUAUCAAACCUGCCGAAAAAUCCUAUGGAAAGCCUCUCGGUACGGGCAUAUACAUACCUACUGGACCUGCAAAAUGGCCUGGAGGAAUGCAUGCUGGUGGCUUCGAAAAGUUUCCUUCACAUAUGCCUGAACGAUAUAAAUCAGUUUAUGAAGCCCUGAAGCCUAAACGAGAACCAAAAGUGUUCUAUCCUCAAUCGAUGCAGAAUAAAUCAUUUUAUUACACAUCAAUACUCAAUCAGAAUGUCGAUUUCAGGGUUUCCCAAGAUAAUCAUGCUGUUUUUCAACCAAAAUACUUAAAGUAUCUCAUUAAUCACGAUAACUAAAUUAUUGAUCCUUUUUUAUCGCAAUAAAGUAAUUUUUCUUGA
This is a messenger RNA of Harmonia axyridis, 1156 nucleotides long. Its product is annotated as UPF0602 protein C4orf47 homolog. The record is from RefSeq and is a predicted model, not a curated record. Gene Ontology annotation, cellular component: centrosome. The coding region runs from base 152 to 1114 and encodes 320 amino acids. The transcript has 5 exons. Lineage: Eukaryota; Metazoa; Arthropoda; Insecta; Coleoptera; Coccinellidae.